Messenger RNA from Agelaius phoeniceus (red-winged blackbird), 3005 nucleotides. It is a transcript of the gene PHC2, whose product is annotated as polyhomeotic homolog 2. Gene Ontology annotation, cellular component: nucleus; PRC1 complex. Gene Ontology annotation, biological process: negative regulation of DNA-templated transcription. Gene Ontology annotation, molecular function: zinc ion binding; chromatin binding; histone binding. The record is from RefSeq and is a predicted model, not a curated record. NCBI's taxonomy places the organism in Eukaryota, Metazoa, Chordata, Aves, Passeriformes, Icteridae.
CGGCCCGGCCCCGCCAUGGAGAAUGAGCAGCUCCCGGCCCCAGCUCCCGCCAGCAGCGCCGGCGGCACGGCCCCAGCGCCCGCCAGCAGCGCGGCCACGCGCCCGCCCGGGCCCCAGAUCUCUGUCUACAGCGGCAUCCCCGACCGCCAGACCGUGCAGGUGAUCCAGCAGGCGCUGCACCGGCAGCCCAACACGGCGGCGCAGUACCUGCAGCAGAUGUACGCGGCUCAGCAGCAGCACCUCAUGCUGCAGACGGCUGCCCUCCAGCAGCAGCACCUCACCAGCGCCCAGCUGCAGAGCCUGGCCGCCGUGCAGCAGGCAAGCCUGGCGGUGAACCGGCAAAGCAGCUCCUCGGGGGGCAACGGCACCCAGCCCGCCCCGGCACAGCAGCCCACGAUCAACCUGGCGACGUCGCCGGCGGCGGCGCAGCUGCUGAACCGGGCACAGAGCGUGGGGCCCGGCGCGUCGGGCAUCGCUCAGCAGGCCGUGCUGCUGGGCAACACUGCCUCGCCCGCCCUCACCGCCAGCCAGGCCCAGAUGUACCUGCGGGCACAGAUGCUCAUCUUCACACCCACGGGCCCCGUCAGCGCUGUCCGGCCCGAGAGCCCCGCGCCGGCCCCUCCGCCGGCCCCGCCACCUGCCCCACCACCCACCACCCCUCAGGUGCACAGCCUGGCCCUGCGCCCUGCCGGCCCCCACCUCCCUGCCCUGGCCAUGAAGCCCCCCGGGGGUGCCCCUCCCCGGGCUGGCCCCCCCCGGGGGCCCCCGCCCGACCCCCCCGCCGAGCACCUCAAAAAGGCCGAGGGGCACGAGGGCCGCGCCCAUGCCCUGGCCCGCACCACCGCCCCCGCUGCCACCCACCCGCUCGUCACCCCAGCCUACGCCCCGCUGCAGCCCCCCCAGUUCCUGCAGCAGCCGCCGAAGCCGAUGCAGCCGCAGCCGCAGCAGCAGCAGCAGCAGCAGUUCGUCAUCCAGCAGCAGCAGCAGCAGCAGCUGGGCCCCCGUGGGCAGCCCCCCUCGGGCCCCCCCAGCACCCCCCAGCUCCAGCCCCUGCCCUCUGCCAGCCCCGGCCCGGGCCCCCAGCCCAAAGCAGGGGUCCCACAGGGAGCAGGGGGCGAGGGUGGCCCCCCCAACGGGCACCCCGGCUGCCACGCUGCCCCCCGCAAGUUCCAGCACGCCUCGGCUGUCAUCCUGCAGCUGCAGCCCGCCGGCCCCACGCCGUCCCUCGGGGUCCCCGAGGGCGCCCGCCGGGACCCGCUGCCCGUGCCGAGGAGCGCCGAGAGCCCGCCUGCCGCCCCGCCGCAGCCCCCCGCCCUGUCGCCGCCCGCCGCCCCCCCGGGCCCCGACACCCCCGAGGGCGAGCGGCCCCUCACGCACGAGCCCCCCGAGCGCCUCCAUGCGCAGCCCCGCAUUCCCGGGAUGACCUCGGGCUCCGGCAGCGCUGCCGCCACCGUCGCCGGCGCCGCCCCCCACAAUGGUGAGAACAAACCGCCCCAGGCCAUCGUGAAACCCCAGAUCCUCACGCACGUCAUCGAGGGCUUCGUCAUCCAGGAGGGCGCCGAGCCCUUCCCGGUGGGCCGCUCCUCGCUGCUGGUGGGGGCCCUGCACAAGCAGUAUGCACAGGAGCUGCUGCCAGACAAGCUCCCAGCACAGGACAACACCACCACCACCGACUCGGACAUGGAGGAGCCGUACCUGCAAGAAUCCAAAGAGGAGGGGAACCCCCCCAAGUUGAAGUGUGAGCUCUGUGGCCGCGUUGACUUCGCCUACAAGUUCAAGCGCUCCAAGCGCUUCUGCUCCAUGGCCUGUGCCAAGAGGUACAACGUGGGCUGCACCAAGAGGGUGGGGCUGUUCCACCCCGAUCGCAGCAAACUCCAGAAACCGGGAGGGCCCCCCCACGGGCGGCGCCGCAGCUGCAAAGGGACCCUGCCCCCCCUGAGCAAGGACAGCAAGAAACAGCCCCCGGGGUCUGUCCCAGCGGGGUCGGUGACGGCGUCCUUGCAGCUCAACCACAGCCAGGAGGAUUCCAGCCGCUGCUCGGACAACUCCAGCUACGAGGAGCCGCUGUCGCCCAUCUCCGCCAGCUCCUCCACAUCGCGGCGCCGGCAGGGGGAGCGGGAGCUGGAGCUGCGGGACAUGGAGCUGCCCGACCGCGACCUGCCCGGCCUCGGCCACCGCUUCCUGCCCAGCGAGCCCAGCAAGUGGAACGUGGAGGACGUUUACGAGUUCAUCCGCUCGCUGCCAGGCUGCCAGGAGAUCGCAGAGGAGUUCAGGACACAGGAGAUCGACGGGCAGGCACUGCUGCUGCUCAAGGAGGAUCAUCUCAUGAGCACCAUGAACAUCAAGCUGGGCCCUGCCCUCAAGAUCUACGCCCGCAUCAACAUGCUCAAGGACUCCUGAGGGGGGGGCACGGGACCCCACUCCCCCCACGGGACCCCUGACCCCCCCAUGGCCCCGGGGAGGGGGUGAGGGGGGGGGGAGACACUUGUGAGCACACCCCGCCCCCCCUGCCCCCCCGGGGGGUGUAAAUAGCCCGUAGCUCUAGAGCCCCCCACACCCCCCCAGCUUUGGGGGGUCACCCCCCCUUCUGCAGCAGGGAGGGGGUCCCCACGUGUCCCCCCCGUGUCCCCCCAGGUCAGCAGAGCCAAGCAGGACGGUUGCCUUAACGUGUGCUCCCUCCCCCGGCUGGGAUUGGGGCCCCCAGGGAGGUUUGGACUCCCCCCAAAGGGGGUCAGGGAGAGGUGGGGGGCGCGGAGGAGGCGUCACCCCCCAUUCACACACACCCCCCCACACGCUGGGCUGGGUUUGGGGGCACCCAAGCAGAGGACAGUGGUGGGGGUCCCCCCCCCAGGCAGGUAAGGACCCCCCCACUCCCCCCUCAGCCAGCACGAUCUUUUUAAGAAAAGAAAAGGAAAAAAAAAAUGGAAAAAAACACAUGGUCCCACCCCCCCUUUUCCUGUUUUUUGUUUUUGUUUUUAAUAAACACUGAAAAAAAAACAAACAAA